This is a messenger RNA of Trichoderma reesei QM6a, 1263 nucleotides long. RefSeq lists its product as uncharacterized. The coding region runs from base 1 to 1263 and encodes 420 amino acids. The record is from RefSeq and is a predicted model, not a curated record. Lineage: Eukaryota; Fungi; Ascomycota; Sordariomycetes; Hypocreales; Hypocreaceae. The transcript has 3 exons.
AUGAAUAAUGACUCAAUCAUCUCUUGGGUCAACGCUCUCGAGGGGCCGUCUCCCAAUCUUCACGAGCUGAUAUCUGAUCCAACGACCUUCAGCUUGCCCGAGAAAUCGUCUCCCAACACGGCUCGAAAGCGUAAAUCAACGACAAACCACUAUCUCGCCAGUCCUCAGCUUGACUCCAUGGCCACCCAAGGCAAAAAUGGGAAUAUUCCAUAUUCCCAUUUCGGCAGCAAAGGUGAAGUUCAUGACCCUGCAACCCCUAGACUUCGAUCUGGCAGCAUUCCAACCUCUCCAGCUUCAGCCGUGGUCACUGAUACCAACGGCUUGUCCAAAUAUUUAUCACGAACAUUAUCAGUCAAACGCCAGAUGAUGCGGUUGCGUCUACAAGAGAAGGGUGUCGACUAUCACCCUCUAAAUGAGACUACCGUGCCUCAUAAUUGCUUCAAGUCUGAAAAGAUUCCUGCUGACGAGUUACCUGGUCGAGUCCCAUCUCUCGAAGAGACCCAAACCAUCUUAUCAAUGGCUACCGAGUGUGAACGCUAUAAUCACGAAGAAGCUAGCUGGAAUGCCGAAGUCCAUCUACGCCUGCUUCAUGGAAUUUUCAGAUCUCCUGCAGAUAGACAAUACGGCGAAUUCAGUGCCAUGCUGUGUAGCACGGCCCGGCCACAUGCUGACUUCAGGCCUGUGGCGCCUAUCUCGAAGCUGAUCGAUCUCUGCGUCUAUGCCUCGCUUGACCGGAGUCAUGAAGUAGAUGCUGUCACCAAGUUCAGCCGUGCUGCACCUACUUUGUCCAUCAACCAUACAGAUUUCGAACCACUACAGCUUCGCCCUCUGAUAGUCAGCAUUGUGACUGAGAAGCAAGAUGCCGACGCGGACACGACCCAGCUCCAACUUGGCAUUUGGUAUUCUGCGCAAUGGAGAUUCCUUCAAUGGGCAGUUUGUGAGAAGCUCCUUCAACAGCGUCAGGACAAAGAUUGGCAGACGCCAGUAGCGACAGACCAGGAAGACGAAAUCAGGGCCCGAUCAAUCAGGGCAUUAUCAAAGCUUCCAUUCAUCCCCGGCAUCAUUAUACAGGGCAACUACUGGAAGUUGGUGAUCUCUACAUAUGCUGAAGAAAAAACUCAACUAUAUUCCAGCUUCGUGUUUGGGAAAACCGAAAGCUUGAUGGAUAUCUACGCCAUUGUUGCUGGCGUUCGAGAAUUGACAGCUUGGGGCCGAGACACAUAUCUACCGUGGUUCAAGGAAAAUGUUCUUACGCUUGAAUAG